GAGUGCGGCGGGCGGGCAGACGAGGUGACCCCGCGACAGAUGCUUAUUUCAAAAUGAAUAUCUAAGGACUAAGUUUUUCACCAAAGUAUUACAUCAUCGUUAGUCAAGAUGUCUUCAGCGCCUGAGCCUCCAGCCUUUGAAAAGGAGCCGCCCAAGGAGAAAGACCUGGGAAACGUAGGGCUCAGAGGGGUCGGCACCACAACCUUAUUUCGAGCUGUGAAUCCAGAGCUCUUCAUUAAACCUAACAAACCUGUAAUGGCUUUCGGAUUAAUAACCCUUUCGCUUUGCGUGGCUUAUAUCGGUUACCUACAUGCAACGCGGGAGAAUGAGAAGGACCUCUAUGAAGCUAUUGAUAGUGAGGGACACAGUUACAUGAGGAGGAAAACGUCUAAAUGGGAUUAACUGAGCUGGUUGCUGCAGAUGAAGGUUUACGGGGGCUCUGAAAUCUUCAGCUGAAGAUUAGGACCACACAGUGUCUUGUUUGUUGUUCCAGAAGAUGCUGCUGAGGAAGAAGGAUGGCGAUUGCAGCCAGACCCCUCGAGAGAAUGUUGUCCUUUCAAAAUGGCAGCCGUUAUCGCAUUCUUUUUUCCACAGAAAGAGCUGUUCAGUAUUUUAAUUUUAUUAAAUCCUCUUUUAAAAAGUGCCAUGAGAAUGGAAGUCAUUUUUGUAAAUUAUAAAGUUCUGUCCAAUAAAAGUACUGCUGCUCUUAAAAAAAAAAA
Capra hircus (goat) is the source of this 719-nucleotide messenger RNA. RefSeq names its product small integral membrane protein 8-like. The transcript has a single exon. NCBI's taxonomy places the organism in Eukaryota, Metazoa, Chordata, Mammalia, Artiodactyla, Bovidae. The record is from RefSeq and is a predicted model, not a curated record. The coding region runs from base 109 to 402 and encodes 97 amino acids.